This is a messenger RNA of Trichosurus vulpecula (common brushtail), 1559 nucleotides long. RefSeq names its product zinc finger protein 384-like. Gene Ontology annotation, molecular function: DNA-binding transcription factor activity, RNA polymerase II-specific; RNA polymerase II transcription regulatory region sequence-specific DNA binding. NCBI's taxonomy places the organism in Eukaryota, Metazoa, Chordata, Mammalia, Diprotodontia, Phalangeridae. Gene Ontology annotation, cellular component: nucleus. The record is from RefSeq and is a predicted model, not a curated record. Gene Ontology annotation, biological process: regulation of transcription by RNA polymerase II.
GAGGAAUAGGACAGAAGGAGGAGGAGAGAGAGGGUAGGAUGGAAGAAUCUCACUUCAAUUCUUCCCCAUACUUCUGGCCAGAAGUUCCCACAGUCUCAGGACAAAUAGAAAACACGAUGUUCAUCAACAAGAUGAAGGAUCAGCUGCUACCAGAGAAAGGCUGUGGUCUGGUUCCACCUCACUACCCCACCUUGCUAAUGGUGCCUGCCUCAGUACCCCUGCCAUCAGGCAUCAGCAUGGAUGCUGAUACCAAGCCAGAUCAGCUGACACUACAUAGCCAGGCUUCAGUCACCCAGAACAUCACUGUGGUGCCUGUGCCAUCCACAGGACUAAUGACUGCUGGUCUAGGUUUGGUGAUCACAUCCCCCUUGGGCUCUCUAGUGACUACAGCCUCCUCAGCUCAGACCUUCCCCAUCUCUGUUCCUAUGAUUGUGUCAUUCCUCCCCUCUAGCUCCCAAGCCCUGCAGGUGAUCCCUGACCUUUCCAAGAAGGUGGCAUCAGCUCUGGCAGAAGGAGGAGGUGGGGGAGGUGGGGGUGGUAGGGGUGGUGGCAAUGUGGCUUCCAAGCCUUCCCGGGGCCAAAAGAAGAAGAGGAUGCAGGAAUCAUGGCUGCCUGAGAUGAAUGACCCUUAUGUGGUCUCACCUGAGGAUGACAAAGACCGUCAGAAGGAUGGCAAGACCUACAGGAGCCAGGGAAAUUGUAGCACAGGAAAUGGACAGAGCCCUGGGCUCAUGGAUUCAGGCUCCACCACCAACUUGCUGUGUGACCCUGGGUGCCAGAUGUGUUUGCUGACCUUCUAUUCUAAGUUGGAUAUGCAAAUCCACUCCAAGUCACACACAGAGACCAAGCCCUACAAGUGCCCACACUGUUCCAAGACCCUCCCCAAUGGCUCCUAUUUGGCUCAGUACAUCUGUAUCUACUCAGGGGGCAAGCCCUGUACCUGUUCCUACUGCCAGAAGGCCUUCCACCAGCUCUCCCACCUUCAGCAGCACACAGGAAUCCAGACUGGAGAUAGACCAUACAAAUGUACACACCCAGGCUGUGAAAAAGCCUUUACUGGACUCUCCAACUUGCAGUCCCACAGACAGGAGUACAACAAAGACAAACUCUUCAAGUGCCACAACUGUCGUCGAGCAUAUACAGAUGCAGCCUCAUUAGAGGUGCACCCGUCUACACAUACAGUGAAGCAUGCUAAAGUGUAUACUUGUUCAAUCUGCAGUAGUGCAUACACAUUGGAGACAUAUCUGAUGAAACACAUGUGAAAAAAUAAUGCUCCAGACCUCCAGCAACAGCAGGUAUCAGCAGUAUCAGCAGCAGCUACAGCAGCAGGAGCAGCAGUGGCCCAAGCUCAGGCUCAGGCUCAAGCUUCCCAGGCCUUGCAGCAGCAGCAGCAGUAUCAACAACAACAGCUGCAGCAACAGCACUUCCCCCCCGGAGCAGUCCCCCAAGGUGGGGGAGGUAGGGACAGCAAUCCUAAGCCCUCACCCCAGUGUUCCUUUGACCUGACCUCUACAAGACAGCUGAGCACCAUCCAGGUGGAGCACCUGACCAGCUCCUAG